AUGGUCAAUAGAUUGAAUAUGGACGAUGCGUUCGAAACGGUAUGGGAAGGUUAUCGAAACGCCUGUUUCGAUAACCUUCCCACGCGCACUCUUCGCGAAAUCAGUCGCGUCGCUGUCAUCCACGAAGGAGAUGUCACGGAGUUGCCAGGCAUGACCUGCUUCCCAGACACUAAAGCUCCCAUUCUGGGAGCCUUGCAAGAAGCCCUGCCCCCAAUUCUGACCACUUAAGAGGG
This is a messenger RNA of Marchantia polymorpha subsp. ruderalis, 233 nucleotides long. The record is from the annotation of a GenBank genome assembly. Lineage: Eukaryota; Viridiplantae; Streptophyta; Marchantiopsida; Marchantiales; Marchantiaceae.